Penicillium vulpinum is the source of this 1092-nucleotide messenger RNA. Its product is annotated as phosphotransferase family protein. The transcript has a single exon. The coding region runs from base 1 to 1092 and encodes 363 amino acids. The record is from RefSeq and is a predicted model, not a curated record. Lineage: Eukaryota; Fungi; Ascomycota; Eurotiomycetes; Eurotiales; Aspergillaceae.
AUGAGGUACAUACGCAAGACCACUUCGAUAACUGUUCCUGAGGUGUUUGGGUCCGGUCUCUGCUGGGCGGGCCCUUACGUUGUCAUGUCAUUUCUCGAAGGAGUGCCCUUAUCACAACUCCUCAAAGACCCUUCUUCAGAAGGGAGGCCGGUCCUGAACCCGCAAAUAAGUGAUCGGAGCUUGAAGCGGGCUUAUCGUGAAAUGGCUGCGCUUGUUCUCGAGUUAUCCAAACAUGAAUUUGAUUCUAUUGGUGCAAUUGAGGAAAAUGAGAAGGGUUUCUUUGUCGCCAGGAGGCCUCUCACCUUCAACAUGAAUGAGUUAAUGCUGUCUGCAAAUUUACCCGAAGAAGUUUUUCCCUCACACACCUUCAGGUCAACUACAGACUACUUCAAAGCGCUUGCUAUGCAGCAUCUCUUCCAUCUUCGAUUACAGCAACGAGAUGCUGUUAGCAGCGAGGAAGACUGCCGGAGGAAAUUCACCGCUCGUUGCUUGUUCCUGGAUAUUACGAAGAAACUCUUCACCAAGUAUCCUGAGGGGCCAUUUCGGCUAUAUUGUGACGACCUUCGCCCUUCGAACAUCCUAAUAGAUCUCGAUGCUUUCCGUGUCUCGGGAAUCAUUGACUGGGAGUUUACAUAUGCUGCGCCUGCUGAGUUUACAUGGGUGGCUCCUUGGUGGCUCUUAUUGCAAAGCCCCGAGGACUGGGAAGGUGAUCUCAACCAGUUUCUGACUCGUUAUACUCCUAGGCUUUAUACCUUUUUGGAAUGCCCAAAGGACCAUGAAGAUAAAUUGAUAGAGCAAAAUUUCCUCUCGGAGUCACAGCGCCUGUCUCCACGGAUGGAAAACUCUAUGGAGACUGGGUUAUUUUGGGUCUGCUUAGCAGCAAGAUACAGCUCCAUGUUCGAUGAAAUCUAUUGGACAUUCAUCGAUCAUCGGUAUUAUGGGACCUUUACCUCUCUUGAUGACCGUAUACAACUUUUGGACCAAGAACAACGGCAAGAAAUGGAUGAACUUGUGAGGCUCAAGACAGGCCAGUGCAAGGAGAAUGAGAGUCUGGACGAUCACUAUCCAAUUGAUAUGCUGCUUGAAUUAUGA